AUGCAUUCUAGAGAAGAUAAUCUUUAUAGAAUGCAAGAAAGAAUAAUCGUGGAAUAUUUGGACAGAAUUAUCGGUUUUAAGUCUUGUAACCAAGAAGUCUGCCCAAUGAUCAGAGAGAGACUGGAUGAGCACCGUGAAGAACAUCACAAGAUGAAAACAAUCUCUAAAUCUUCGAACACACACAGACGUGAAUCACUUUAUGAUAUGAGUUCACAAACUGUUGAGGGGAGAUCUAAAGGUUUCCACAUCGCCGUCCUAAAUACUACUUCAAACAUCCCAAGAUCGAGAAACAGUGUUCAUAAUCAGGUUUCUACAUUUAAAAAUAUUAAUCGUAAAACACAUAACAAUGUAGGUACUGAUGUUAGUAAUAAUACUGCCACUAAUACACCUAUAAGACAAACGGACACUUGGGAUGUAAUUGCACCAAGAAAUAAUUAUAAAGAUGCUUUGAAAAGCGUUAUAAUGAAAUGGCUGCAAGAAAUACCAAUAUAUCCAAAUUUCGAUCCGUCAACGAAAGAAAUGAGAGACAACAUGGUUAAUAAUUUAUUAAAUAAGAUAUAUAGCCAGUCCGUCGAUGUUAAUUGUGAAACGUAUGAUGAGAAAAUUAAAAGGAAUAUAAAUAUUUUUCUAAAUAACCUACCAAUGUGGCAUCCAGGAGCGAAACGCGAUCAAGAAUUAUUUGUUAAAGGAUUAACAGAAAAUCUACUUGAAAAAAUUAAAUAUUUAAAUAAUGAAUCACUUAAUAAAGUUAGUGAUCAUUUUAAUAACAAUCAUAAUAACUCAAAUGGUGUUCAUAAAAAAGAUUAUUUAAAUAUCAGACGUAGUAACGAUGUAUGUAUAGAUAAAAAUGAUCAUUUUAUAAUUGCUGAAAUUGAUGAUUGGCUUUUAAAAAUAAAGUUUAAUAAAUCUAACAAGCACGAAGUAACUACAAAUAGGAAUAGAAUAAAACAUUUGCUCAUAACUCGACUCACACCUUUAUUGAAAGGUACGAUAACAUGUGAGAAUAAAUUAAUUUUGCAAGCUGAAAUUAUAAAAGUUUUACAAGAGUUACCAAUUUCUGUUAAUUGUGCACAUAAUAAAAAAUCCUUAUGUAAUAAAUAUGCUCAAGAUUUAACUGACAGACUAGUAAGUCUUCAAUUGGAUGAUAUAAAUUAUAAUCAUUAUGAUAUUAAUAAAACAAUAAGUCAAGAUCAAGUUUCAAAUAAUAACAGUAUCUUUAAAUAUGGCGAUGACAUAAAAAGAAUGAUAAUUGGAAAAGUAAGAAGUGUUUUGCAAAAUAACGAAAUUGACUCGUUUGAUAACAUUGAAGAUAGAAUAUCAAAUGUUUUAAUUGAUAAUCUUCAUUCACUUAAUUCAACUAAAGAUUCAUAUGCAAAAGAUGAAAUAUGCAACAUUUUACGAAACUGUCGCGAUAUACCUGAACUUCAGGCUUCUAACAUAGCUGUAUCUUUAGUUAAUAAAGCAAAACGCGCGGCAGAAGUAUUAUGUAAUACUACUCUACCAACUGGAUCUUUAAAGGAGCCUAGUCGUUCUAGAAGUGUUUUCAUUCUUACAUCGGAGCAUGAAAUUUCUCCACUCUCUAAUUAUCCCGUUACAUCUACUCCUAAACAAAAUGCUAAAGUUAAAGAAGAAAUUUCAAAGCUUAAUAACGAAGAAAUAAAAUAUAUGGGUAAAGUUCUAGAAGUUAUAAAGUCUUGGAUGAAUACACUACCUGUACAGUUUAAUAAUCCGGAAGACAAAAACUUUAAAGAAACUAUAAUUAAUGAUUUAGCUGGCGAUAUAACGGAUGAAGUAAAGUUAGAGCAAAUUGCCCCACAUACAAACACUGACAGAGAUUUAAUAAUAAAAUACUUGAUACUGAGAUGGUUAUUUAAAUUUGAUAUUUUUGGAGAUGUUAAUGUUUCGGAAUCCUAUUUAGAUGACUUCUUAACACGUUUAAGCGAAAUAACAGUACCUGAUAUGACUAAACCUCAACAUGGAAAUAGACAGGCAAUGGAUAAUAUUAAACAUAUGCACGGAGAGCUGGCUCGUAAGGAAUUAUUUGUACCUAAAGGAAUAGAUAUUUUAGAAGAUGAAAUCUCUAUUUGGAUGAACGAACAAUCGUCUGAUAUUUAUUUAAAGGAGAACAGAGACCACCGAAAUAAAAUUGUACAUGAAUUAGCACAAACUUUACGAAUUAAAUUAAAUAAUAAGCAAUCAGAAACGGAAAUAAAGGCAGACAUAGCUAAAUGGUUGAAUAAUAUAAUAGUACCUGAAGAAAAAAGAAACAUUGACAUAUUAACUAGCCAGCUCAAUGAGAGAGUAAUGAAAUUACCACAAGAUACAACUUUAGCAAACAAUCUACAUAAAAAAAUAGAACAGGAGGGUGUAAUUAUACAACCAACCAUCACAACUAAAACUGACGGUAACACUGAUGUACGAGAUACGCCAAUAUAUAGUGAAGAUGUUGAUAAGACUUUGAUGCAAUUGAUUAAUAAGUUCAUAGAGCAUAAUUUUGAUUCUGAAGAUAAUAUGGCAAAAGGAGCAUUUUGUCAACUACUGAAACUUGAAUUUAGAAAUUUGAGCCCACCCACCAGACAAGAAGUAUAUGAAAAUUUUGCAAAGUCUAGAACAUGUCAAAAUUAUCCGUUAAAGCGAUUAAAUAAAGAAUUACAAUACAUUAAAAUAAUAUCCGACUGGCUAAAGAAUAUACCAAUAGAUUAUUCUUACAAUAGACCUGGAAAUAAAAAACGAGUCGAAUUUGUGACUAAUUUAGCUAAAAAUAUAUGUGACGUUGAAAUGGACAGAACAGAAUCAUCUGAGGCUAUGGAUUAUAAUAUAUAUUUAGCUUCGAUUAUAAGUCAGUUUAUGGACCAAUUACCUUUUCUUCCAGAACAUGUAGGUAAUAUUAAGUUAAUUAUUGAUCAGUUAAUUUGUAAAGUAGUCGAAAUUCAGUCACCUUUAUCUUGCUGCCAAGAUAUUAAUCAAGAAGGAUCUUGUAAUGACGAUUCAAUAGAAGAACAGAAUUUGGAAGAUUUUAUAGAACAAUACAUAUAUAUAAAUAGCAAAGAUUUUGCUGAUGAUCAAGUAAAAUUAGAUGCUUGGACAAAUAGAGUACUGAAAGAAGUAAAGAAUAUUAUUCAUAAUAGUACAGAUCCAGCAAUGUUGUGUAAGUCUGAUAUAUAUAAUAAAUUAAGUGCGAUUCCCACGAGUGAAGACAAAAUUGUUAACAAUUUUGGCAAAGAAUUAACUUAUGCGAAAGAAGUAUCUGAUUGGCUCAAUAAUUUUUCUUUGCUUCCUAUUAAAAAUUCAAAUGAUAAAGAUUUGAGAAUUAACAUGAUUAGUGACCUAGCUAAAAAGAUUUCCGAAAUAGAUGAAAAGAAAGUUGGUAAUGAUGAACAGGUGUCAGAUAAUAGUGCGGAAUUAGAAAAUCUUGUUACAAAAUGGAUAUCGAAACUACCAGUUAAUAAUAGAAAAAAAUUUUCUAUGCCUGUAGCAGUACAACAACUUAUUAGAAGAAUAAACAGAGUAGAUAGUAAUAAACAAGCGUCUCAUGAUGAAUUAAAAAUGAAUAAUGACAACAGUAAUAAUAAUAAUACAAAUAAAAGUACAAAAAGUAAAUCCCACAAUAAAAUGUCCAAACAUGCGCUAAAUUGUAACAAAGUUUUAAAAAGUAAGAAUCCAGGUGAUUUGAUCCUAGAAUUGAUUGAAAAUUGGUGUCGUGGUCUACCAAUUGAAGGAGCCACUAAAGACAAAGUUAACGAAUUCAAAGAUGAUAUAGCAAAGAAAUUAUAUCAAAGGGUUGGAGAUUUAAAUCUAGAUCCAAGACUUUGUAAUGAUAACGAAUUAUAUCAAGACGUUCUUGAUGAUGAAAUCGACACAAUAUUAGAAAAUUUGCCUAGAACUACUGUUCUAAUGAAUAACUGGGAUAAACUUAAAAUCACAUUGAUACAAAACAUUGUGGAGGCAAGGAAAAUGAUAAAAUCAAAAUACAGUGGUGAAUAUUACAAACAACAACUUGAUAAUACUAUUGAAACGUCAAUACCAAUUCCCUUACAAAAUAAUCAAUAUCAAGACCCAGGAUUCGAAAUAUAUAAAAAACAUUUAGCUAGUAUGUUUAUAUUAGAAAAUUUUGACUGUGGAAAUGAUACGGAGAAGUUAAAAUAUGAAAAUAAAAUAAAAGAUGAGGUAGAUAAAUAUUUUUUAGAAGCGCAGAAACGAAACGCUGUGCCUAUAAGUAGGGAUAACUUAUACAAUGAACUUUAUAGUGCUUUGUACAAAGUUCCUAUUCCUGAUGAAAACUCUGUCAUAGAGCAAGUAGAAGAAAUUAAAACAAAAUGUGAAAUCGAAGACUGGUUUAAUAACUUGCCAAUGAAAGAAGUUGCUUCCUUUGAUGAACUUUUACAAUGGGACAAAAUAUUAUCUUUGUUAGCAAAAAGAAUACACGAAAUAGAGACCAAUGAAUCUACACCAGACAUAAAAAUUCAAAAAGAAAUAAGUAAAUGGCUGUCUCGACUACCUAUAAUUUCAGAACAAAGUGUUAAUGUUGAAAAAUAUGCUGAACAAUUGUGCACAACACUAAGAGCUACUAAAAACAGCAGGAAAUGUGAUCGAAAUAAAAAUAAUAGCUCCUCAAAAAGUCAUAAAGAACGGAAAAAGUCUAAAAACAAAGGUAUUUUAGAUACUAGUCAAAUUGCAGGUCCUAGUAGUGCUAGUAGAGUGUGCAGGACAAUGACAUCUUCUACACAACAACCUUGUUGCCAAAGUUUACCAGCCCCACAAAAAAAGGCUGCUGAUUUAAUUUUAGCAAUUGUUGAGAAUUGGUGUGCGGAUCUACCACUGUUUGUCAAUAAUAAACAAGAAAAUAUAGAUGUAAAUGAAAUAAAAAAUGAUCUAGUUACUAAAAUUAUUAUUAUAAUAAGUAAACUUAAUGCAGAUCCUACAACUUUCAGAAAUGAAAUACUAUUUAAUCAUUUUUUUGACGACGAAUUAGAAAAUGCAUUAGCUACGAUCCCAACGUGCUGUGUAUUUCAACAAAGUAAAGAAGCUAGAAAAAGUAAAUUAAAAGAAGUUCUGAACUCGGUUAAACCUUUAAUGAAAACGGAAAGAGAGCUUUAUGAAUAUAAAGAAGAACUUAAACAUACUAUAUCUAUAAUGUUAGAACAACCUGAAAAUAUAGACGCUAAUAAAAUAGCUCUAUUGAAUGACAUUAGAGAAGAUAUUUUGAAUAAUUUUAUUCAAUAUAGUUAUAAUAAAGAUGAUAUUGAGGAUAGACAAGUAUUCAAGUUCAAAGUCCAUGAUGCUCUACUAAAAUAUUUACAAGAUGUGGCUGAUAAUAAAGGAACAGAACAGACAAUCGAUCCUUUGAUACAACGAAAUCGAUUAUUAUGUGAAUUGUCAAAAAUACCGAUACCUAGUGAAGAAAUUAUUAGAGAAGAAGUGCUAGAAAUAAAGAUGAAAAAAGAAGUAGAGAAUUUUUUUAAUGAUUCACUACCAAACAAAUUAGAGGAUAAAAAAUUAACAAAACAAGUAGAGUCCAGCUUAGCAAAAAGGUUGCAUGAUAUAGAAAAAAGAGGUCACAACUGUGCCAAUGAUAGUACAAUGAAAGAGGAAAUAGUUAGAUCCAUAAAGAAGCUGGGAAUAGAAAUUAAAGCUAAAGAAAUUGAUGCUUUUGUGAAUAAACUUAAAGAUAAUGAAAUGGAUAGAAAAACAUCUCCCAUAAGAAAACCCGAUACUUCAGAUAGGGUAAUAAAUACAAAUCAAUUACUUCGGAGACAUGGCUACUCUAGUUAUGAAAACCGUAUCGGUGCAUUUGGAAAUUAUGAUCCAGCUGUACUGUCUUCAAAUGGUCAAAUAUUUCCUUACAUUCCUGUAAAUCUACCUCAAUAUAGUGAGCAGUGGCUAACAUUAGACUCCACAACCGCCAAUCCAAAUAUACUAGAUAUGUCAAAUAAACAAGUUAACAAAAUUACUAAUGAACAAAAUAUUCAGUUAUCACCUCAUAUUAAUGUCUUUAGACCUUAUUCAACAGAGCAAGUCUAUAUUCCAACCCCAACUAUGCAAACUUCUAAAGGAGAAUUUCAAGGGAAUCAAACAUUAAAUGCAAGUCCUAGACCUACGUCAGUUGUAGCAAAUCAAAAUCCUAUACCGAGAAUUAAUACCACAGACCCUAUCCAAAAUAUAUUUGUUUAUGGUCAAAAUAGUACUCCAAUAGUCAAUGGUUCGGGAAAAGAUUUAAGAACAACAAACUCUAUUCACGGUGUACAGUUCCCAAGAGGAAUGGCGACAACUGCUCAAAAUACAACUUUGUCCCUUCAAAAUAGAGUCGGAAUACAGGAAAAUCAAAAUCAAAAUUCUCAAGAUAGAUCGCAGAUAUUACAAAGUAGACCUUUAGCUGCAGCACCAGGUUUUACUCCUCAGUCAAAGAAAAGAAAGACGGAAAAUUAUGUAAAAGAAAAUCAUUCCUGUAAUUGUAUUGCUUCAAGAAAAAAUAGAAGAAAAUGUAUGUUUUCGAAUUGUUUGAAUUUUGGUCCCAUUUGUUGGAUGCCGUAUCCGCGGCCUGAUUUUUUUUAUUAUUGA
Achroia grisella is the source of this 6558-nucleotide messenger RNA. RefSeq lists its product as uncharacterized. NCBI's taxonomy places the organism in Eukaryota, Metazoa, Arthropoda, Insecta, Lepidoptera, Pyralidae. The record is from RefSeq and is a predicted model, not a curated record.